GUAUACACCGAGUUUAAGUAAUGACUGAUUUAAAUGCAGACUGCGAUUGAAAGCGAAUGGAUUCAAAUAUAAGUUAAUAUAAAUGCUUGUAAGUUAAAAAAGUUUCGGUUAAAUUGAACUUUUUAUGUUCGUAAGAAAUUGUCUAAUAUUAAGACGGUUUAUAGACAUUGAUAUCAAACAGAUAUAACAUUCACUUCAUACUGAGGUCUCUUUGAACAUGUCGAUGGACAAACUGCUCAUUCUUAUCCACGUUACAUUCGUUUCUGGUCGUGUGUUUGUGAACACUACAGUCAAUAUAACCGUAUCUUCCAUAGAAUGCCGAUCACUGUCGCCAAAUUUGAAUAUCCAAUUUAAUUUUAAAAACAAAACAUCCAAUUAUAAUCGACUUAUUGCGGAGUGCGAUGUUCCUAAAACCGGAUGUUACUUGGUCGACCAAUCGUUGGGAAAAUUUUAUACAGUGACCUUUACGGGUGAUGGAGGACUGUUAAUAAUAAUACAGGAUACUAACCAGACACGUGGGCAAUACACAUGUUGUGAGACGUUUAACAAGGAGAGCUGUGUGAGCACAGAAAUCGGAGCUCAAACCCAAAUCUCGAGUGAGAUUCAUUCUGACCGAUCUAUUCAUGUUGUUAAUAACUUUAAUGAAGCUGAUAAUCCAAGAGAAACUCGCACAGAGUACAUAUUCCAUACGGACCACUCACAUGUGAACAACGCACAACCAUCAGUUUUAAUCGCGUCAAACGUAACGCCUUGGAUAGCCAUCGUACUCAUUGUCGCCAUUCUAGCAGGAGUAUAUUUAUUUCGUAAGAGGCGGACGACUCUGGCAAAAUGAGGGAGCUCGUUACAGGCCGAUGCAGGGACCAGACAGGCUUUGACGGUCGUAACUCCUGAAAUGACGGUAUUGCAACCGGUAGCUGAAGAAAAGAUGGCGGCCGACACGAAAAUCCUUUCAUCUGUUCAUGUAGGGGUAAAACCACCGGACGAUGAUAAGAAGAUGCAUUAUGACCAGAACUUACAAACGAUAUCUAAGCCUUCUGAUGAGGAAAAUCAUAAGACAUCUAGCAUUAUGGAUGGAAGCUAUGAGGAACCUGAGACAAGCCUUAAGGAGAGAAAUGAGUUGUACGCUUAUGUUAAUAUACAUCAUGAAGAGUCGACUGACGAUUUUAUUCAGGUUGAAGACGGAGAAAUCUCUUCCAGAGAGCAGAUUCCAUUGUUACCAAUGACUUUAUCCGACCGAGCGCGAUCACCUAGAAAUAUCCAUGUUGAGCAGGUAUUUUGUAAAGAUGACACGAAAUUUUUGUACAAUGAGUUUUUUUAAAUGCGUAAAUAAAUCCCAUUGACCAACGUAUUUCAAAAUUAAAUAUUUGAUUCUCAAUGUCAUAUGUGAACAUUAUUAAAAGAAUACAUUUAAUGAGGUAUACCAUAAAACAAAAUAUAAGAUAUUAUAUAGCUAUUAGUACGUAAUUUCAUUGCAUGAGUCAGACGACCACUCUACUCUAUAGAGCUUUAUGAUGCAUCUAUUGUGUGACGACAGUGUUUUUACAUAAUAACAAACAUGAGUAUAAUUCGUCAAAUUUAAAAAAUCAAACUUAAAACAGUAAAAUGUGUAUUCUAAAGGAAUGUGCAUUGCAUUGAUGGCGGUAUGUUUCAACACAUUUUUAUGUAAAAGGAACUUUAGAAACAAUAUUGACUUUGUAUUAAAUAAGCAUUAAAAUAUACAUAGGAAGAUGAACGUAAUUCGAAUAGAUUUUGCCUGCUGCUACGGUCAUUAGAUAUCGAGUUAAAUAGCUAUACUUUAAGCAUAAGCAAACUCUAUUGUUAAAGAUUAUUAGUAAACGAAUCGCUAAUUACAUGGUAUGUAUUCCAUUUGUAAAGGCAACAUGGGAGCUUUGACUCCAGUUGUAAUCCUAUUUCAUUUUGACAUUUAUAAACCAUUUUAACAAUGACAAUCGCAUAUUAUAAAAGUGAUAUCAAAUUGAUUGCAAAGACUGUAUGAGGCACACAUUAUCAGCUCGAACAAACUGUGCCUGUGUACUAGUUUUACGGCUGUAACAUGUUUGUAUUUUGUAUGUGAACAUGACUUAAUGUGGUGAUAUAGGUAAAGGGUGCAUUGCUGUUUAACUUUAAUAAAUAUGUAAAUGUUCUAUUGGUUAAUACUUCAUCACAAGGUACAUGCUGUAGAUUUAUGGUUGCAUAAUCAAUUCAGUGUGUUGUUCAAAUGUACGUUGCAUUUGUAGGAUGAACACAGAGCAAACUUAAGUACUUAGUGUUGAGGUACUUCUAACUGAGGUUUAAAUUAUAAACAUGUGAUACUUUCUUAUCAAUUACUUUACAUAUUGAAUAACUAAAAUAUAAAAAUCUGUAAGUGAUUGAAGGGAAUUAACUCAAAUUGUUGCUUAUUUACUUAAAUAAUAAAACAUUGAGUUAAUUACCUUCAAUCAAUUUCGGAUUGUUAUUUUACUUUAUGUAUAUUUAAAUAUAUUACUUUAUUUUACUUUAUGUAUAUUUAAAUAUAUUACUUAUAUUUACUUUACACAAGUAUACAGAUUUUAUUUACUCAUUCAAAUCCUAUAGUACUUUAUAAUUCAGACUUAUACUCAUCAAAGUAGAGUGUUGUUGCUUUAGUGUUAAAAAUGUUGAUGAAAUGCAUGUAAUGUUUAUAGUUUUCGGGAGUAGUUGUUUAAUUGUGCAUACGUUUGUGAGUACUGUUUUCUUAUACAUGCUGAAUUAAUAAUGUGAGCUUAUAUUGCCAUUAUGUGGCUUAUUAUGUUUUUAUAUCAUAAUAACUUACAUGGUUUGUAAGGUUUUAGAGCUGUAAUAUGACAUUUGAUUUUUGUGCUUUCUUUGCAUAUUUACUAUCGCCAUGGCAUUCUGCAUCCAACAUAAAAGAUCAUGAACCAAAUACCGAAUAAUUCAGGAUUCUCAAACAUUCCAAAUAGCCAACUAUCAAUAUUGUUGGUAGAUUGUUGGUAAAAUACAUAUUUUAACCAUUACAUUACAAAUUUCCUUCUUAUGACCAUAAGAAUUAAUAAAGCAAGACGGAGUUGGUGUAUAUGUAAACAUAAAUGAAUUGCAUAUGCAUGCAUUGUAGUAAAUGUUAAGUAGCACGUGGAAUAAAGAAAAUAAAUGCA
This is a messenger RNA of Dreissena polymorpha, 3131 nucleotides long. RefSeq lists its product as uncharacterized. Bases 893 to 1318 code for a protein of 141 amino acids. The record is from RefSeq and is a predicted model, not a curated record. Lineage: Eukaryota; Metazoa; Mollusca; Bivalvia; Myida; Dreissenidae. The transcript is spliced from 14 exons.